Messenger RNA from Haliotis rufescens (red abalone), 1152 nucleotides. RefSeq lists its product as uncharacterized. NCBI's taxonomy places the organism in Eukaryota, Metazoa, Mollusca, Gastropoda, Lepetellida, Haliotidae. The transcript is spliced from 7 exons. The record is from RefSeq and is a predicted model, not a curated record. Bases 82 to 1137 code for a protein of 351 amino acids.
AGAUAGUGAAUAACAUUGUAUGCAUCCCAUCAAGAGGUGCGUAAGUCGUAUCAUAGGAUUGCGAGUCGACACCGUUUGAAGAUGUGCCCCAGGGCCUGUAUCUACCUAUUUCUGUCUCUGUCGCUCUGUGUCAUCUCAGAGGAAAAGCAGGACUUUGUUGUGAACGUCAACGAUGACGGCACAUACAACGUCGUUGUCCAGAGAGAUGUGUGGCUGAAGAGCGCCCCCACCUUCUUCAGAGCCGAUGGCCAAGUGUUCUCCUCUGCCGAUGGAUCUCUGAAGCUGGUCAAGAACACUCAGUCCAGUGGUGUGGACGUCGUAGGGCAGUGGGAGGCCAACAGCUUCCUGUACCAGGCAGGGUCCAGUCAGAUCGAGGCCAGCUUUGUACAGUACACACCAGAUCCAAGCAUAUUCACCUACAACAACCCGGCCAUACCUUUCAUGCUGUUCAAACAGCGCUACAUCAAUGGAGCAAACAACACCGCCUCCAACAGCAGCGACUACACCAUUUCUGGCUUUCCUGGAUUUCAAAUUCAAGAGACGGCCUUUCCUUUGGGCUACCUUGGUUACGCUGGGCUAAUGUUUGGUAGUGAGGGUCUAAAGGCUGGACAAUGGGGGCCAUCAUCAUUCAAAAUAGAUGACGGGAUCGAAAGCGGGCCUUUGGCCAUUUUUGAUCGAGAGAAGACUGCAAAUACGUUGAUUAUCUCCCCUGCAAGCCGGUUCAUGUCCUCAUCACAAUGGCGUCAGAACGCCAGCACCGGUGGGGACAAUGUCUAUUUGGGCACGAUGGGCGCUGUGGAAGACAUCCCACUUGGUGUAGAAACCAGUUUUAUUCUGUUCUGUGGUAACCAAGGCAUUAACAAGGCUUUCGUGAGCUGGGGUCACAUUUUGCAAAAAUGGCAUGGGCGAACAGACCAGUUUGUCAAGUCCGACUUUACGAUCAACUACUUAGGAUACUGGACAGACAAUGGGGCGUAUUACUACAAUGUGAAGGAGAAGGGAAAGAACUACCAGGACACGGUGCUUGACAUCAAGAGCUACAUCGGACAGGUUGGGGUACCCGUCAGGUACAUUCAGUACGACGCGUGGUGGUACUACUGGGACAACGAUUUUGUUGUUUACUCGCCAGGUACAUAAUAACUGGGACAAUGA